GAUGACAGAAGACGGAAUAUACGCAAAUGCUGAUGAUUUUCAGAUGAGUUGUGAGGUUUCUGUGGGAAAAGAGAGCAAUGUAUACGCUAAUAUCAGGCCUGAAGAUGCUGUAGUUUCCAAGCCCUCUGCGGCUGUGAGGGACUACUCCAGAUGGGCUAUUAUGGGUCUGGGGCUGCUGUGUGUUCUACUGCUUGCACUCAGCAUAGGUGUGAGUGUUCAAUGCAUGAAGGAGAGAGACCAGCUACAGGCUGAGAAACAGCAGCUGCUAUCCAGCUACUUGGACAUCAACAUGGAGCGGGAUCAGUUACAGACCAACAACACCAACCUGACCAGACAGGUGGACCAGCUACAUGCCACCGAGAUCGAGCUGCAAGACCGAAUCUCUAUAUUGACAAAGCCAUGUCCCUCAGGAUGGGUCUAUCACUUCAACACCAAAUGCUACCGCUUCAAUCCCAAUCCCAAAAGUUGGUCUGAAAGCAGAGCACGCUGUCAAAGCCUUGGAGGAGACCUGGUGGUGAUUAGCAGCAGGGAGGAGCAGGAUUUCAUUCAUGGACUGGCUAGAGGGAAAAAUGUUUGGAUUGGCCUGAUGAGGGUGAAUGGAAAAUGGAGAUGGGUGAAUGACGAUGAAGCCUCCAUCACUUUCUGGGGUGGCGGGCAACCCAAUGAUGUCGGAGAGGAAUGUGUGGUGCUUAACUCAAGCGAAAACCCCUCACGCAACUGGCAUGAUUACCUUUGCGGGAUAACGCAUGCCGGUAUCUGUCAGAUUUCUGCUUACAUGUAGACCUUUCUUCAAAAGAAACUGCACUAUAUGGACAUUUUAAUUGGUACAGUACAUGCCUUAUCAAAUGUUAGCUUAAAUGCUAUUCCUUAAUGUAGGCCUACCAUUGAAGUCUUCAGCUGAAGCACUGUUCAACUCUGUGAUUUUGACGACUCAUUGUCAUUUCCUUGCAUAGUAGUUGAAUCAGUUUUAAAGUUUUAAAUUUAGAUUAGAUUAGAUUCUUUAUUGUCCCAUAGGGAUAUUUGGUUUCACAUCAGACUGUUCAGUUCCAUCAGGUUAGAUCUUGUAGUACACAUCUCAUUUGCUAUACAUAGGCUAUAGACACAAUUUUCACACAUAGACACAUAAACAUCCUCAGACAUUCACCACCUACAAUACAUAUACACACACAUAUAGUCAUAUACACUUUUGAAGUCAGAAUUGUUACUUGUUGGGAAGAAUAAGGCAAGUGCGCUUUGAGGAGAGACCCGAGUAGGGUGGGGUGCAGUGGAUGAGUCUGUCACUGGGGCCGGAAAUACAUUACAGAUACUGAGGUGCACAUUGACUUGUAGCCUUCAUAUGUAGAAAUGAAAGUCUUUGUGAUGGAGAUGGUGUCUGUUUGU
Messenger RNA from Engraulis encrasicolus (European anchovy), 1380 nucleotides. RefSeq names its product CD209 antigen-like protein 2. The transcript has a single exon. The record is from RefSeq and is a predicted model, not a curated record. The coding region runs from base 2 to 781 and encodes 259 amino acids. Lineage: Eukaryota; Metazoa; Chordata; Actinopteri; Clupeiformes; Engraulidae.